AGUUGUAUGUUAACUUUUCGAUGCAGGGAGUCGUUGCGUUUGUGUACGGGAAAACAUCGUCGAUUCAUUGAAUUUUAGCGGUGUGAUUUCAAAUAUAUACAAUACACGAAUAUCGAUAAGGAUUAUAUGUAAAUGUGUUAAAAGUGACAAUUUUUUUAGUGUGAAGUGGAUGAAUUUAUUCUUUGAGUGAAAGAAUUUUGAAAAUGUGUUGUGCUUAGUGGUAAUAUAAUUGGAGAUGGCACAUAUGGAUUUUAUACAUUUUAUUCUACUGGUUUCGUUUACCGCAUAUUCUUCUGUUAAAGGACAAUUUCGAUCUCCACGUAUCACGGAACACCCCUCGGACAUAAUUGUGGCUAAAAAUGAGCCGGUGACCUUAAAUUGCAAAGCCGAAGGUCGACCGGAACCGACCAUAGAAUGGUACAAGGAUGGCGAGCUCGUUAAAACAUCCCCUACUGAUAAUAAAUCGCACAGAGUGCUCUUGCCGGCGGGAUCGUUAUUUUUUCUCAGGACGAUGAACAGUAAAAAAGAACAGGACGCCGGAGUCUAUUGGUGUGUUGCUAGAAAUGUAGCCGGUGUUGCUAACAGCAGAAAUGCAACGUUGCAAGUAGCUGUUCUUCGCGACGAAUUCAAGAUAAUGCCAACAGAUACUCAUGUAGCAGCAGGAGAAACGGCCUUACUUCAAUGUGGUGCUCCAAGAGGCCAUCCGGAACCUACUCUUAUUUGGAAGAAAGACGGUAAAAACUUGGACACAGAUGGUAGAAGAAUCCGAAUAGUAGAUGGAGGGAAUCUCAUGAUAUCUGAUGUGAGACAACACGACGAGGGAAGAUAUCAAUGCGUAGCUCAUAAUUUGGUAGGAUCUAGAGAAACACCUGUGGCAACGUUGAAAGUACAUGUAAAACCCCUAUUUAAUAAGGAACCUCAGGAUAUAGUGGCUUUAACCGGUCAAAAGGUGAUAUUUGAAUGCACAGUCGAAGGGGAUCCGACCCCAAACGUAUUGUGGCGCAGAGAAGAUGGAAAAAUGCCUAUAGGAAGAGCAAGGAUUAUGGAUGACAAAUCUCUGCUUAUCGACAACGUACAAACAAGCGACGAAGGGCUGUACAUUUGCGAUGCCGAGAAUUUAGUUGGAGCAAUAUCUGCCAGAGCGUCUUUGGUUGUCAAUUCUCCCCCGACGUUUGUGGAUCGACCCAAAGAUCAGAAAGUCAGCUUGAAUGGUGUAGUAGAAUUCCAUUGUUCUGCUACUGGAAAUCCUCCACCUUCGGUAUUUUGGAGCAAAGAGGGCUCCCAAAUUUUAAUGUUCUCAGAUAAUUCGAAUGGACAUAUGCACGUUAACGCCCACGGGACCCUAAGGAUCCAAGGUGUUCAAAGAGAAGAUGCCGGAUUUCUUGUUUGUAAUGCUCUUAGUGUAGCUGGAUCAAAUAGUGUCAGAGCAUUCCUUCAGGUAACAUCGGUUGCUGAUUUGCCGCCUCCUAUCAUACAGAUCGGACCAGCUAACCAAACUUUACCUUUGCACAGUAUGGUAACCCUACAUUGUAGAGCAUCAAAUCCAGAGGGCGAUCCGCCUAAAAUUCGCUGGCUUAAAGACGGAGAAACAUUAGUUCCACAUUCAUCACCCAGUAGAUAUAUGUUUAGUGACAAAGGAACGCUAGAUAUUGAUGAUUUGCAGUUUGAUGAUUCCGGACAGUACACGUGUUCUGCAACCUCAGAAAGCGGAGAAAGUUCCUGGUCAGCGUCUCUCAACGUCGUCGAAGGUACAUCGGUACCGUUGCAUCGAAGUCCAGACCCUUCAACUUUCCCGAAAGCUCCUAGCGCUCCGAGAAUUCUAAACUCCACCGAAUCUAGUAUAAGUCUUUCAUGGGAUAGCGAUGAAGAUGAAAAUAGUUUAGUCGGAUACACUGUCGAAUAUUGGAGUCCAGAUUUACAAACCGGCUGGGUGAUAGCAGCACAUCGAAUCCAAAAUCCUUACAUGGUAGUGCACGAGUUGAAACCAGAUAGUUCAUAUGUUUUUAUAGUUAGAGCGGAAAAUGCUCAUGGACUAUCUCCUGCUAGUCCUGUGUCGAAAAUUGCAAGAACUUUAGCUAACUCACGAGCUCUACCAAGCUCUGAACUAGAUACCGCUCGAGCAAUUUUGAGUACCAAGCUAAUAGAACUGAAAGAAGCUAAACCGCAAUCAUCUAGUUCGGUUAAAUUGAUUUGGAAUUUUUCUGAUAACGAUUACGUAGAAGGUCAUUAUAUUAGGUUUAGAGAACUCUCUGGAGGAUCGCAUAAUUAUAAUAUAUUAACUGUAUUAGAUGUAGAUGCCAAAUCUUAUGUGGUAACAAAUUUGAAAAAAUUCACAAAAUAUGAAUUUUUCAUCUCACCUUUUUAUAAAUCAGUAGAAGGUCAGCCUUCAAAUUCUAGAAUAGCUCAAACUUUGGAAGAUGUACCUUCAGCUCCUCCCGAUAGUAUAACUGCAGGUGUUUUUAAUGAAACUGCAGGCUGGGUAAGAUGGUCACCACCGCCGCCACAACAUUGUAACGGCAUAAUAACUGGGUAUAAGAUCCAAAUAAAAGGCAACAUAAUUCGAUCAAUGACUAUGAACGCCACAACUACUUCUAUUUUAAUAAGUAAUCUUACAGCUGGAGGUUCUUACACUGCUAAAGUAGCGGCACUUACAAUUGCCGGACAAGGUCCAUACUCCAGCCCAGUACCUUUACUCACAUCUCCAAGAGCUCAAAGUCCUAGAACUCUAGGACCAAUAGUACCUUUAGUACGACAAACUUGGUUUGUAAUUUUACUAGCAGUAAUUGUAUUAUUAUUACUAGCAGGUAUAGGAGGAUUGUUAUACUUGAAAAGAAGACAAUCAUUAAGCAAACAGCUGGGACAUUUGAACGUACCAGUUGUUAAUGCUUCCCAGUUGAAUGCCAAGGAAAGUUUAUGGAUAGAUCGAGGCUGGAAAGCUACCGAUUGUGAUAAAGAUUCAUCAAUACCAUUAGCACAACCAGCUGAUUACGCUGAAGUUGAUACUAAAAAUUUAUCUACCUUCUACAAUUGUAAAAAGAAUUUAGAAAGUCCCACACCUUAUGCUACUACUAUGAUAUUACCGCCACCUAACUGGUCUGAGAUUAUUCCUCCUCCACCUGAUCAUCCCCCACCAGACUGUCCUCGUGAAAAUCCCCCAGUACCUCCACCGAGAAGCGGCGGUAGUACUUGUGGAAGUGCUGGGGGGUAUGGUUGUUAUUCAGUCCACGUCCCGACUCAAUGUGGGAAAAUGCAUACCAGAGCACGAUCUUGUACUAACUGCGACGCUCACUGUUCCCUAGCUAGUGGUAGCUCAGGUAAUAGAUCCGGAAGUAGAGGAUACUGUAAUAACGUCCCACACAAUUGCGAUACGAAAAUUUGGUUCAAUCAACACAAUUGGGAUAAUGAAGAUGCUGAUUGCGAAGAUAGGCAUUCUUGUACCAGUAGUCACGAUACCACGUGUUCUUGUAGUGAGUCUUCUUGUUUAUAUGCCGAAGCUGGACCUUCCAAUAACCCAAGACCAUUGACUCAUAAUCCGCAAAUGAGUAAACGGGUGAAGUGAGGGUACGCCGACUUUAGCCUUUAUUUUUAGUUAUUCGAGCAUAUCGUUAUGUCAAAAUGACGCGUGUGUAAUUCAUAUCAUUAUCAAUGCUUCA
Molecule: messenger RNA, 3653 nt
Organism: Diorhabda sublineata
Lineage: Eukaryota; Metazoa; Arthropoda; Insecta; Coleoptera; Chrysomelidae
Product: roundabout homolog 2-like
Exons: 7
Coding region: 236-3559 (1107 amino acids)
Biological process (GO): cell-cell adhesion; axon guidance
Cellular component (GO): plasma membrane; axon
Molecular function (GO): protein binding
Source: RefSeq, a predicted model, not a curated record